Messenger RNA from Perca fluviatilis (European perch), 2163 nucleotides. Its product is annotated as ankyrin repeat domain-containing protein SOWAHC. NCBI's taxonomy places the organism in Eukaryota, Metazoa, Chordata, Actinopteri, Perciformes, Percidae. The transcript has 14 exons. Gene Ontology annotation, molecular function: protein binding. The coding region runs from base 175 to 1317 and encodes 380 amino acids. The record is from RefSeq and is a predicted model, not a curated record.
CAGCAGCAGCAGCGGUCCUCUCGUCUGGGUGGAGUGAAGUUUAGAUAUGAACUUACUACAGCAAAUUAGCCAAGAGGACUGAAUUAUGGCUGGGGCGAGAAUACCAAGAGAAUAGCAAACAUCUUCAAAACUGAAUCCCGGUCGCUACAAAGACGUGAUAAACACUGAGCGGAGAUGGGUGAUGUGAGCGAAGAGUCGCUGCUGGAUUAUUUCUACUCCACGGGAGGCAGCUCAGGCAGAGUCAAAAAUGCAGAUUUACUGAAGACAUUUAAGCCCUUUAUUGGCCACAGUGACUUGCAGUUCCGUGCUAAAUACAGAGAGGAAUUCAAGCUCAUCAUUGACCGAAUCGCUGUGGUGAAGUCAGAGAAUGGUGAGAAGUAUCUUGUCCUAAAGAAGAAAUACAGACAAAUGCUGCAUGAACGAGACACCAAACAUCACGGGACCGACGCUGAUGGACAGAGCGGUUCGAGCCCGGCCAGAGCUCCGGCCACUGUACAGUGGGACGCGACGGACGCCUCGGCUUCUUCUCAUCCACAACAGGAUGAGCAGAUGUCAUGUGGAGGGCCCGACGGUGCUGCAGAGGACCAGCAGACAGGAACAGCCUUCAUGCAGCCCACUCUACUGCAACUUCCCGUCAUCCUAACCCAGGGACCCUCGGCACAAAGUAACGGGGACGAUGAGCUGGACAAAGAUUCGGGGUCAAAGUCCGAGUCAGAGCAAGAUGAGGAGUCUACGGGCAGUAUGGGCUCCGCUGCCGUCGCUCUGGAUCCUAUAGAGAAAGAGUGGAUCUACUCGGCUGCAGGUGCUCGAGUCCCUGACCUCUCCCAGCUGCUCAGACAGGACCCCUCGCUGGCAAACAAGAAGGACUUCACCUCGGGGUUUACCGCUCUGCACUGGGCUGCCAAACAUGGCAACAAGGACAUGGCCUCUCUGGUGGCUAACGCAGGCGCUGAUGUCAACACCAAAUCACAUGGGGGAUACACACCUUUACACAUUGCAGCGUUACAUGGUCAUCGGCAUAUUCUAGACCUGCUCCUAGUGACAUAUGGGGCCAAAGACAAUUUAAGGGACUACAGCGGCCAUCUUGCCUGCCAUUAUCUGAACAUCAAAGAACCGGAGGGUCCAGAGGAAGACAGCGAGCUGCAUUUUCAAGUCACUCAGGCCAGAGAACGGAACAGGAACAGAAAGUUGGUAUCGCUCUUUCACUCCAAGAAGAAGUGGGGCUCAGCAGAGGAGCUGGCGCCGAUAGAGGAGGAGAGGACGGCGUCACAUCAGCUCAUCCUUCCUGCAUUCAGGCCCAGAAAAUUCUCCCGCUGAGAAAAAAAAUUAAAAUAAACAGACACGGGGAACGAUUUCUGCUCUCCUACACUCACACAUACACUUAAUCCUUACAUGCAUAUAUAGUUACACACAUGAUGUAAACCUACAUGUAUGGAAGUGUUAAUGUGCAUACUUGUUAUGUACACAAACAUAGACACCGCUUACAGACACAAUCCCCCCCCCCCACCCGUUUGCCGAUGCACCUACACAGCUCAUCCCAGUACUGAACACUGAUGCUUAUGUGUAUUAUCAAUAUUUAUACUGACCAUAAAGUAUUUCUUGAAGCCUUUUUUGAAAUGAAUGUUGCUAUAUGUCACUAAUGCCUUAAUAAGCUCGAGUCACGUGGAUUCUUUAAGCUUGUCAUCGCCUUUUGAGUUAAAAUGAACAACAACAACAGGACUGCAAAAGUGUCUCAGUGUAAAGAAUAUGGUUUGAGAUAUUCUGCUUUAAAAGAAGCAGACUUAUCCUUUAAAAAAGGAGCACACUGGUGGUUUGUAUGUUUUGGCCUAUUAAAAAUCAGUUGUACUAUCAUUUGUACUUAAUGCUGAACAUUUUCCAAAACAUACCACAAGUUGUUUGACUGACUUUUGACCUUUCACACAGCUGUUGAUUUAGAUCUGUCAGUAUGGCAUUAUAACACAAUUGCAGAGACACUAUUAAGUAAUCCAUUAUGUGGGAAAAAAAAUUACUGAAUUCAUUAUUCUAAAAUCACAAUUACUCUGUCAACUAAGGCACUGUAUGAAAGUUAGUAAUGUAGGGAGGGGGGUGAACCUUCCUGUUUAAACAAAGACCCUUCAGUGUUUUUAAUAACUUAUUUGGAUUUAGAAAGAAAAAAAAAAAAAA